Messenger RNA from Amborella trichopoda, 1892 nucleotides. Its product is annotated as FCS-Like Zinc finger 8. Lineage: Eukaryota; Viridiplantae; Streptophyta; Magnoliopsida; Amborellales; Amborellaceae. The record is from RefSeq and is a predicted model, not a curated record.
UCAUCGCAUAGGCGAUGGUGAGGAAGGAGCUCGCUGAUUUUGAUGCAGAGCGAGAAAGAGCUCCGAGGACAAGAGAGAGACUGUGUGUUUAGUGAGAGAAAGGGCAGUCAAGAGUAGAGAGAGAAAGUUAUAUUGAGUUAUAGAGAGAGAAAGAGCAGUGAAGUGUAAAGAUUAUAGAGAGAGAUACAAAGGGAGUGUUAGAGAGAGAAAGAGUGCUCCACAAGCCUCAGCAAAGAUCCUAUUUUACUACAUUUGGGCAUCUCUAGCACAGAGUGUGUGGCCUUUCAUUUUUCCUUUCUGAUUCCUGUGACUGCAGUCUCUGGUUUCAGUGCUCUCUCAGGAAAGCUUUGAUCUUUCGGCCAAAAUAAUGGUGGAAAAGGGGACCAAACCAUUCAUGAGAGACCAAACCAGCUCCUCUGUUUCAUCUGAUGGGUCAGUAGUACAUAGAACAAAGAGCAACUCAUUUUUCACUCUUCCAGGCCUCUUUGUAGGUUUGAACACAAAGCUUCCAUCAGACAUUGAUUCAAUAAGAAGCCCCACUUCUCCUUUAGAGCCCAGAACAUUCUCUGGGAACCCAUUUUGGUCCCCAAGAUCAGGCCCUGAUGGCCAUGGCCUUCAAAGCCAUGCCAAGAUUUGGGGUGACUCCAAAGGGGUUGGUCUUGGAAUUGUUGAUUCUCUCUCUCUAGAAAAAGAUCCAAUUAAGGGGGUCUCAGACUCUAAAAAUAUACUUCUUGGUUCACAGUUAAGGACUGCUAUACCUAUUUCUUCUAGUCAGGAUCAUAAACAGAGUAAAAACACUUCUCUUGGUUCUCAAAGUCCUAAAUCAUUGCCUAACUAUGUUAUCUCACCUCACAAAAAGAUCAUGUCAAAUUAUUUCAAUUUGAGGUCUUCUCAAUUAUUGCAAGAUUCAGGCUCUGAUCAAUGCCUUGAACGUGGAGAACCAAGAUCUGGUUUUCUGGAUUCAGGCAAACCUUUGCCACAAUCCGGCAUGUGUCACUCUGGUUCAGAGGUGAAUCUCAGCAAUCCUCAGCUGGAUUCUUCAUUUCGUGAAUUGGGCUCUCCUAAAUUAGGCAUGGGAACCAAGAUAAGCUUCGAUUGUUGUAAUGGGUUUCUCUCUCCUAGCGAUUUCGAGCUCUCUGAGGAUUACACACGUGUGAUUUCUCAUGGUCCAAACCCUAAAACAAAGCACAUUUUUGGUGAUCGUGUUUUUGAGUGUGACACAGUGGAGUUGCCUGAUGGCAAGCCUGAGAUUUGGGAGGCAAAGCUCUCCACAAUCUCUUCAAGCUAUCCAUCCAAUGAGAUUUUGAGCUUUUGUUAUGCUUGCAAGAAGAAACUUGGAAAUGGCAAAGACAUCUACAUUUACAGAGGUGAGAAAGCAUUUUGUAGCUGCCAAUGUCGUAAUGAACAGAUUAUGGUGGACGAGAGAAUGGAAAAAGAACCAAUAGCCCAUUCUUCUCCUCCUUCAAAACCAACUAGCAAGGCUUAGAACUUCUCAACUGGAAUAGUCGCCACAUAAAAAGAGGCCCAUCUUCAUGCCCAUACCACUCCAGAAAGGGAUGAGAUUUGCCGAGGUAAACAGUUUGGUCAUCUGUCCUUCAAGUGCUGUAUAUAUAAAUCCUUUGCAGCCACAGAUGACUUUUUUUUUGUAAAUUUUUCUGUUUACGUGAUGUACUCUGGAAAUCUGGGGAUGACAAUGGGGCAAUCUUGGAGAGACUUUUUUUGAUAAUAUUAGUGUUUACUUUUUCGAUAAUUUGAGUCUUCUCUGUUAUAAUUUUGAUCAGUAAGAGCACUGGCUAUUGUGCGUUUUUUCUCAAUGUUUUUGGCUUGAGAUUAUGUAUGGCCCGAUAAAUAUAUUCAUAAUUGGACAAUGCUGGCCUCACAGAUUUGAUCCA